Molecule: messenger RNA, 4595 nt
Organism: Phasianus colchicus (ring-necked pheasant)
Lineage: Eukaryota; Metazoa; Chordata; Aves; Galliformes; Phasianidae
Source: RefSeq, a predicted model, not a curated record
CUGUCAUUUGCAUGGAUUUGGAAGUGAAAGGAAUUGCUGCAUCCCCUCGAAGGCAGGCUCAGCUGUUGUCGAGAGGGAAGAAAUGUCAGACUCCUGGUGAAACCGGUGACAGCUCUGACUGCGUUUUUUUAUCCAAAAGAGCGAUAAAGUACAACAGCCUUCAAAGCAUAACUUCAGAAGGAGUGAUUCCACACUGCCUUCGUGUGAAAUAAAUCCCAGUGCUUAGCAUUUGUUAUGAGAGGUAAUCUUAUUUUUCAGGUAGUGGCUGACCUUUUGAGUUAAGAUAAGUAGACAGGAUUACUGCAGCAGAGACUUCCAGGUUAAUUUUUGAAAGGCUGACUAGAGUAAAUACGAUCUUGGAUUAUGAGAGCCAUUGGUUUUAUUACAGGUAAAGUAAAUAUUUCUUGUAACAGUUGAUUUUUCUUACAGAUAUGGGUAUAAAGUAUGCAGUGAAGUAAACUUCAUCUGCAGCGUUCCCGUAGCCUGCAUGCACCCAUUUAACUUCCAUGUUUUAUUGAAAAAACUUGGGUAUUUACUCUAGCUUGUAAAAGAAACAUCCUUUUUAUGCCUGUCAGUUUCCGAAUUUAGACUCCUUAUUACAUGACUUUUUGUGGCUUGAAAAAUUGUAGAUUGAAAUGAGGUUGAGACUGUGUCCUAGUAAAUGUGGGUAGUCUUCAGGACAGCUUUGCUUUAUUCCUAAAGACUCUCAGAAAAGGCAUUAAACGUGUUGUGUUCUUCUUUUUUAAAGGCAGUUGAAAUGCUGCAGAAAAACUUGUGAUUUAAUGCACUGCAAAAAUACAUGAGACAGCACACUGUAUGAUUCAAAGAAGACCAGAGUUUGUUUACUUUGGUUAGUUUGAGGAGUAAGACUGCAUUUUAUCCCUUAAAGGCUUUUAAACAUAUUUCACCACAAGGUGGUGUUGUUCAUUAUGUGCGGAUGCUCUGUGAGAGGUUCUUUCUUUUUUUUCCUUUUUCUUCCUUUUUUUCCCCCAAACAUAAAUACCCUUUUCUGAAGACACUGGAGGGUGGUGGUGCUCAGUUUUGAACUCUCUUUUCCAGGGGUAUGCUGCCGGGGUGUGUGGGGAGGAAAGCAUUUAACAGCUCUGUGAUGGCUUUCAAAUCUCAUAUGCAUUAGGCCACAGCUGGAAGCGGGAUGCUUGCACAGUUCAGGCUGCAAUGCUGACAUCUAUAUGUUAAGGUCUUUUAAAAAACAAGAUGCUGCAGAACAUCUGUGAGCCACGUAUUUUUUUUUUUCCCAACUGGAAGGCCAGCUGGAGGAAUUGCUCCUGGCUCAAUGUAAGCCAGCUGUCCGUCUGUGCUGUGGUUUCAGUUUAUGGACUGGCUGAGGGCUGGCUCAGAAACAUUCCAGCCAUCAAGAACCGUGUGACCUGAAACCUGGUGAGCAGUCAUUGUAUGAUCAAAAUCUCAGGAACGUGGAUUAUUUUUGAAGUAUUAAUAGCUGGUGUGGAUGCUGUCUGUAUUCUUAAUAACAAAAAAACUUCCUGUAUUGACAAAUACUGAAUAUUCUUGUUUCAAGAUCUGUAAGAAUCAACUUUCAGUGAAAAGCUUUUGCUUUGUCCUUUUCUUAGUACUAUCUCAGUCAAAUACAUACAUCAGAUAUCUGGAGACGCUGGUUCUAAACCAAGGCAGGCUGAAAGAACAACCGUGUGUUUGUCUCCUGAUCUCUGUCAGCAUGUAAUAAUGUGUCCUUCUAGGGGUGGAGACCAGAUACAUGUGCUGCUCGGGGUCCUCGCCCACCAGAGGUGCCAUGCCUAGAUCUAGGGAGGCUGGGAGAUUCUGAUGAUGAGGAUGGGAACUCCUACAUGCCAUGCAGUAGAAGUUUUCCUCACACAAGCUCUCUAAAUUCAUCUUCGGAUUGGAGAACAUCAUUAGAAAUGCCACACGAGCAGCAUCUACCAUCUCAACAGAUUUCCAGAAUGUCUUGUCAGAUGAAAACAGAGGGUUCACAGCUUGAAGAUGGGUACAAUGAUGAUCUUACAGCUCUUGAUGAGAAAGCUCUCCUGCAACAAUGCUAUACAAGCAAGCCUUACAAUACACAACACAGUAUGAGGAAAUCAGAAGCUGAGGAUGUUGCUGCGGAGAGAAAGAAACAGGCUGUAGUAGAACAAGUGAUGCUAGAUCAGUUAUGCAGAGCUGUCAUAAGUGAUCCAGAACAAUCCACACGAGAUGAUGUCUCCACAGAAGCUCAUGGACAUUUGGGACUUGGGACUGCACCCAUGCGUUUUAGAAAAAGAACACUGCAUGAAACGAAAAUAAGGACUAAAUCAGGAUUAACUGAAAGCAUGCUGUCUAACAAGCUACGCUUUGAUAGUAGGAUUAUAUCCAGAAAUGGUCGUGAUGCUUGUAGGGACUUGAUUGGAUUCUUUUUUACGUGUGACAGAUCCCUUACUGUAUAUGAAUUCCGACAGUUUGGAAAAAAUAGAACAAAUGCCUUGCCUUUCAUUCAGAAGGGAGUUUAUCAACAUCAGCGAGGACAAAAGAAGGGAGAAGCUUAUGAUCUCAGUGAUUUCUACAUCGGAGCUAACCUAACUUUCCAAAGUGUUGAUCAUAAUCUUCCAAGAAGCAUCAAGCAGAAUCCAAUUCUGACCCUUCGUGUAAUAGGUAUUGAUGAAGCUGCUAUGGAUUUUCUAAAAGAUUCCUCCUUGAAAUUCAACCAAGAAUAUUCUGAGCAAUUGAUUGAUGACGGCAAAGUGUUCAAGAAAAUUCAAGGUAUGCUCAGAGAGACAUUAAGUAAAAGAGGAGUUAGAGUUGUAACAGGCUUAGGAAAGUAUUUCCGACACAUAGACAAGAAUGGAAAUGGUUUUCUUUCUCAGGCAGACUUUAAAGAAGCUCUAAAACGAUUCCAUUUGGAAGUGCCUGAACAGGACUUUGAAUCCUUAUGGCUUCUUCUUGAUGAUAGCAAGAGUGAUAAAGUCGACUAUGGAGAAUUUAUUCAUGCUAUAGCUGGAGAAAUGAAUGAAUAUCGGAAAGCAUUUGUGAGAAAAGCUUAUAUGAAACUAGAUUUCAACAAAACUGGAAGUGUUCCUAUGGUAGACAUCAGAAAAUGUUACUGUGCAAAGAAACAUCCUCUAGUGUUGGCAGGCAAAGCUACAGAAGAAGAAAUAAAAUUGUCAUUUCUAGAGACAUUGGGAGAAUCCUGCAGCAAUCCUGAAGAAGUGUCCUAUUCUGAGUUUGAAGAUUACUAUGAAGGAUUAAGUAUUGGAAUCACAGAUGAUGAUGAUUUUGUUAACAUCUUAAGGAACCCUUGGGGAAUUUAGAGUGGAAUAAGACAAAAAUGAAGGAGAGACUCCUCCUAAACGAGAAGAGAGCUACAUAAGGGAGGAUUCGAUCAUGAUGUGCAUUGCUUAAUAAUUAUUGCUUUAUAUUGAUUUCAAGGACUGAACAUUUUAGAUGCUUUCAGAAUCAUACAAGACAUGGUAAGUUUCUUAAAGUGCCUGUUGAGCAGAGAUGACCACUGUUUUAAUAUAAAUGCUCUUUAUGCACUUUCAUGGCCUGUUCCCCAUAGCAGAAGGCAUCAUUUAGUGGAUGUUUGAAUAAAGAGACUUAUUUUAAAAGUAAGUGAGAAUAGAAUACUAAAAUGUAUGUAUGAGUAAUGCAAGAAAAAAAAAACAGUUUUAUGAUUGUUGAAAACUUCAGAUUUGACAGUGUAGACAUGUGAUAUCUUUUUUUUAGUUUUAUUUUAUAAAAAUAGUAUAAUUGCUCUUAAAACAUUAUUUGCUUUGUUUCUCCUUUACUGUGUUGGUGAUCACCCUGGAAAAGGGCAGGCCAUCCUCAUCCAAUUUGGAGGAUGUCUGCAGCACUGAAAAUGCUGAGAAGAUCACACAAAUUAGUCUUGAAACCAGUACCCAGAUCAUCUCUACUGAUAUUAUUUUUUCAUCUUGGUCAGGCAUCUGAAGCUGAAUGUUGAAUACCAAGGGCUUAAUAAGCACAAGUAUAUUUUGCUAAAUUAUGUUCAAAUCACAUUUGUAUGUAAAUACCUGACAUCUAUACUUAGAAUUGCUGAGACUUUUUUUUUUAAAAUUAAGCAAUUAUAUCCUUUGUCAGACUGAUAUGCAGAAUUUCAUGUCUAAUUUAAAAGUAUAGACCAGAAAAAUCUAUAUUUAAUGAGCACUGUUGCACCAAAAACUAAAUUCUGAAUUAAAAUAUUUCUUACUACUUCAGAUAUUCAGCCAGGUAAGCUUUUCUGUGUAAUACAUCUUUUUAAUUCUGUAAAGUUAAUUGUGUGAAGUAAUAAAAAAUGUGUUCUUAAUAAAAUAUAUAUGUAUGUAUUGAUACCUUUGGUUUCUAUGUACCUCUCACCAAAAUUAACAGUGUGUUGAACUGCAUUUCUUAAGUUUAUGCAAUUACAGUCUAUUCCUUUUCCCCUUGCUUGUCUGACCAGUUUUGAAUUUAUAGCUUGGGGUUCAGAGGACCUCCCCCUGAAACAGAAUUUGUGUUCUGCAGAAAUUUAAGGGCAGUGCUGAAAUGAAUGCUAAAAUGAGGGUCUUGAGACCCUCUGUGUCCAACUGGUUUGUUCUAGAUAUAGCAUUUUUGUGUUCUAAUUACUUUUGUUUUUGUUAUCAUCUGAAUAUUUG